Messenger RNA from Diabrotica balteata, 2066 nucleotides. NCBI's taxonomy places the organism in Eukaryota, Metazoa, Arthropoda, Insecta, Coleoptera, Chrysomelidae. The record is from the annotation of a GenBank genome assembly.
AAAAAACAAAACGUCAAGUCAAACUAAAAAUUUUUCAGAUAAACAAAAAGAAUGUAAUUUUAUGAGUCAUUUAAAAAAUUUACCAUGGGUACUAUCAAAAAUGUGAUAGUUGUAUUUUUAACUCUACAAAUAUUUGUUGUAACAUGUAGCGACAUUACAAAACUUGCUUUUGGCCAAUUUACCCAUGGACUUCCAGCAGCUUUUGGAGACUUUAACUCUGAUGAACUUACAGAUGUGUUUGUGUUAACUAAUAAAGAACAAACACUCCAGAUUCUUCUAGCUUAUGCAGAAGAACCGUUGCUUCGACCAGCACCUACUCUUAAUUGCACGUUUAAAAACCACAAGAUCACCAGUGUUGUACCAGGUGAUUUUGAUGGAGAUGCCUUGAUGGAUGUGUUAAUAACUACUAUUAGAACUGAUACCUGGAUUAACAAUGCGAGAACAAGUAUUUAUAUUCUAUGGGGAGGUAAUACUACCUUCAAUUGUCCAGAGAUUGAAGAGAAUCCAUUUAUUGAAAUGUUAGGUCAACCAUUGGCAAUUGAUUAUAAUCAAGAUAUGAUCAUUGAUUUGUUUGGAGAAGACACCGAAAAACAAAGAGCCUUCUGGGUUUUUGAUAAAAACAGAACUGAGCCUAAGAAAGUGUUGAUGAAGCACCAUAAUAAAGAACCAAUGCCAGAACUCAUGAAGCCCCAUGCUCAUGCAUUUUUAGAUCUUAAUGAUGACUAUAUGGCAGAUUUGUUCAUAACUACAGUAGAGAAUUUUGAGAUAUGGCUAGGUAGAGAAGAGUCAAAUCCAAAGAAAUCCAAAUUUGAUCAUAGUAUUAAAAUUGAUCAUCCCAUCAAUCCUAAAACUGGGAAAAAGGCGCUUAUAAUAGGCCAGUCUCUUUUUGUUGAUGUUGAAUUAAAAGGAAAAGUUGAUUUAGUAACACCUGUUUGUUAUGACUGGAGCUGUCAGAAUGGUGCUUUGUUGAUUUAUUCAAACACAGAACGAAAAUGGAUUGAUUUGCAGGUAAAUUUUAAAGAUGAUUACCAAAGCGUAUGGACAUUUUAUAAAAAUGAAAACUCUAAAUACACUGACGUAAUCACCCUAAGAAGCGGCGAUUUCAAUAUGGACGGCUAUCCAGACAUUUUAGCUACUCUAACUCCAGUAUCAAGUAGUACACCACAAUCCUUCCUUUUAGAGAACGUCCCGUGUCAAAACUAUUGUGGUUCUCUAAAACGGACGUAUGAAGUUCGAUGGUCCUCUUUAAAUCCCUUUAAAAAUGGUACAAUAAUGGCAGCGUUCUUUGAUUUCUAUCAGGACGGUAUUCUUGAUUGCAUUGUUGUCCAAUCAGUUGCUGGGGAGUAUAAGACCGCAGCUUUCAAGAAUAGUUUGGAUUAUGAUGCCAAUUUCAUUAAGGUUAUGGUACUCACCGGGUUGACUAAUAAGAAUAACCCGAUGAUGAUGGGUCGAGUGGGGAAGAAACGAAGAACGUAUGGAACAAAUUUACCAGGUCCUUCCAUAUCUUACACAACAACAACACAAGAAGGCAAUAUCCGUCAUGGACUCUCGUGUCAGCUUCCUCAAUCGGCUCAUUUUAGUCUCAGCCUUCCAUACACAAUCUUUGGUCUAGGCCGAACGCCAAAUUUUGUAGACAAAGUCACAGUGGGACUUUCAAACUACUCCAAAGACUGGACUCAAAUCAUCCCGAAUUCUCAAAUGGUAGUCAUACCAUGGCCUACCACCGAGCCAUACAAAUGGAAAGCUCAACUGUUUGUGACGCCCAGCAAACUGAUCCUAAUGUCAGUCGCGGCCUUGACUACCGUAUGUGGUUUGAUUACUGUGAUAAUAGGCGUCCUGCACUGGAAAGAGCGACAGGAGGACAAGAAGGAGAGGUUGUCGGAGUCCCAUAGGUUCCAUUUCGAUGCAAUGUGAUUUUAUUAGUAUUAUACAUUAAUAUUUUAGAUUUUCAGGAUUAUUAUUAAGCAAAAAAUGCUAACAUUUGUUAUUUUAACAAACCUUUCAUAACUCCAUUGUAUAGACAAGCUUUGUCAAGUGAUUUAACAAUACAUCUGCUUUCUAAAUAA